AUGGAGUCGUCCCAUGGAUCACGGCAGUGCGAUGGACGCCCGCGAUGGAGCAGAUCUGGUCGUAUCCUCUGGCAGAGUCGCAGCGGCCAGCAGUGGUACCAUGUUUCUUUUCUUUUGAAGCCCAUCUCUGCUUUAAUAGACCCGGCAGCCUGCUCCGGCGAAGGGACUAUCUCUCUCUCUCUCCUUACCCCCCCCCCUCUCUCUCGCUGGCUUUGCCUCUGUGUGUACACUCCGUACUUUUGCUCCUUUUGCUGUUGCUUCUCUUCCUUUUGCCGUGCUUUUGCUUCUUCUGCGUUGCCGCGUCGGCCGCUGAUCACUUCGAUAUCAUCGCCCGCACAGCCAAAAGGGGGGACUGCCCGGCCAGGGGACAUCCUGACUCGAUCGGACUCCACUGGGGCACCCUCAAUCGCUGGUUCUUCUAUCGCUCGCUCGCUCGCUCUCCAUCGAUCUGUCUGGCUGCGGCUGUUGGUCGGUUGGGUUGCUGGUACAUAUACAUACAUCUAUAUAUAUAAAAAAAAUACAUCCCCCACAGACACCAGCUUCGGCGACCAAGGGAGACAGAGGCUUGAGCCUGCUACGAAAAGAAAGCCUUCGCACAUCGCCUGCCCACCCCCGCGAGAUGGCGGCGAGAUAGACUCAGCGCUGGACGAGACGAAGAUAUAUACGAACAUUCAGCCACCCCAGGAAGAAGCAACGAGAACGAAGAAAAAGCAAGCAAGCAAGAAAAGAAGACGAGAAGAAGAGAGGAAGAAGAAAAAGGAAUAUCGUACUCUAAUUGAUAUUCGUCUUCCGUCCCUUCGAGAAUUUGCAUCCGGACGGCAACCGACGCUGUCUGUCUCUCUCUUUGUACUGAGCACUGAGAAACUUGAUAGAAAGACAGAAGACAGAGCCAUCAGACAGAGACAGGAGAGAGACAGGAGAGACAGAGAGACGGCUCUUUAUCCCUCCCGCUGCUCAGCCAGUCGCUCGCUACCGGAACUGUCCCUGUAG
Molecule: messenger RNA, 990 nt
Organism: Trichophyton benhamiae CBS 112371
Lineage: Eukaryota; Fungi; Ascomycota; Eurotiomycetes; Onygenales; Arthrodermataceae
Exons: 2
Coding region: 1-990 (329 amino acids)
Source: RefSeq, a predicted model, not a curated record